Closterium sp. Naga37s-1 is the source of this 354-nucleotide messenger RNA. The record is from the annotation of a GenBank genome assembly. NCBI's taxonomy places the organism in Eukaryota, Viridiplantae, Streptophyta, Zygnematophyceae, Desmidiales, Closteriaceae.
AUGGAUGGCCUCGUGUCUGUCUUCGCCCACGAGCUUGCUGAGGCCACAUCCAGCCCCUUCAUCUCCACGUGGUUCGAUGGGGAUGGCUAUGAGAACGCCGACAAGUGCUCCUGGAAGUUUGCGCCCCUUAUCCCUAACGCCUCCGGCAUCAAGUACAACCUGUCCUCCGCCUCCGCCCUCGCCACCCCCUUCUCCUCCACCUUCACCUCCUCCGCCAUCUCCUCCCCCUUCCCCUCCACCCUUCCCACCCCCACCAUCUCCUCCUCCUUCACCCCCUCCUCCACCUCGCCCCCCGCCCCCUCCCCCAAAACGAGCACCUCCGCCAAAGAAACCGACAAAGAAUGGUAUUGGUGA